Molecule: messenger RNA, 756 nt
Organism: Candidozyma haemuli
Lineage: Eukaryota; Fungi; Ascomycota; Pichiomycetes; Serinales; Metschnikowiaceae
Gene: VPS51
Product: Vps51p
Exons: 1
Coding region: 1-756 (251 amino acids)
Source: RefSeq, a predicted model, not a curated record
AUGUCCCUGGGUGCAUCUACGCCUGUGCUUUCUUAUAAAAAGCGCUCUCAGAAGCAAGACGGAAAACAGUCCAAUCAGGAUGCCAAUGUAGGCUCCAGACUGCCUCGUAUAAGUACCCAGUCGUUAUCCAGCCCGGUUCCUGGGUCUUCACCAUCUGCCCCAAGUACUCCCACGCUUGGAGCUUCUAGAAAGGUGUCUUCAAGGAGAAAGGCUUUACAAGAUUUCUAUAAGCUCCAUCUGGAAACACCAAAGGGCAACGAGAGUGAGCAAGAACUAAGUCUGGCUGAACCAAAGGAGGAAAAGGAAAACGAAGAAGCCAAGGAACAAGCUGUAUCGGAAGAUCAUGCCUCGCUGGUCGAGGAGCUCAAUGAUCCGAAAAAGAUUGAAGAGUUCAUCAAGACGGCGUCGGCUUCAGAGCUUCUUAAGAUACGCAAUCUGGCCAGUGGAAAACUCAAUUUCCACGACUCGGAAAAGAAGUCCAUCAUUUACGAUAACUACUAUGAGCUUAUUAAGCUUAACCAGGUGCUUAGUGACUUGAGCGGGAAAGAAAAGAAAAGAACGGUACUCGAGGAAGAUCAGAAAGAGAUCAUCACUGAUGAGCACCUACAGAACGUGAUGGGCGAACUCACCAACUUCUUAGACACCACUGCAUCCAGAUUCAAUCAGAAUUUCACUCUGGUUGUUAACGACUUUAGCACAGAAGCGAAACGCUCCGAUUCACUUGCCAGCAUCCAGGCCAUCAAGGAUACCAACUGA